This is a messenger RNA of Macrosteles quadrilineatus (aster leafhopper), 1660 nucleotides long. RefSeq names its product venom serine carboxypeptidase-like. Gene Ontology annotation, molecular function: serine-type carboxypeptidase activity. The transcript has 2 exons. Bases 54 to 1481 code for a protein of 475 amino acids. Gene Ontology annotation, biological process: proteolysis. The record is from RefSeq and is a predicted model, not a curated record. Lineage: Eukaryota; Metazoa; Arthropoda; Insecta; Hemiptera; Cicadellidae.
ACAGAGUUAUUGAACCGAGCAAUUGCUAGUUACAGUCACUGAGUGAGGUUGAAAUGAUGAACGCUCGCUUCUUGCCACUCUUAGCAGUAAUAAUCUGCUGUACGGAAUGUGUCUAUGUGCCGAAAGUUCGUAUUUUCACACCAAGAGUUCGCAAAUUCUCCAUUCCCAAGGGAGAUGAUCCGGGACAGCCUUUGUUCCUCUCUCCGUACAUCCAAGCGGGACAGAUCAGUAAGGCUCAGAACUUAGCCAAGGUUACGCCUGAUAUAGGCAAUACAACAAGUUACUCAGGUUUCCUAACUACCAACAAGAGUUGCGGCAACAAUCUUUUCUUCUGGUUCUUCCCGGCUCAGCAAGAUUGGGAAAACGCUCCGCUAGUCCUCUGGCUACAAGGAGGUCCGGGCGGAUCCUCCAUGUUCGGAUUGUUUGAAGAAAACGGACCAUUUAACUCUUUCCCAGAAGGUUUAAAAACAAGGAAGUAUUCUUGGAACGUAAAAAACAAUUUGCUUUUCAUCGAUCAGCCUGUUGGAACCGGUUAUAGUUUUACCACUAACAAAUGUUACGCUGAAAACCAAACUGUCAUCGGGGAAAACCUCUACUCAGCGCUAGUUCAGUUUUUACAGCUGUUUCCAAACUUGCAGAAGAAUAAGUUCAUUGUAACUGGUGAGUCUUAUGCAGGUCAUUACAUACCGACAAUCGGAUACACGAUUCACAAAAACAACCCUUCUGCACAGCUGAAAAUCAAUUUGGCCGGAAUGAUGAUCGGUGACGGCUGGACUGAUCCUAGAAACCAAAUAAACUACGGCGACUACCUUUACGAAACUGGCCUGAUAGACUAUGCGGAGCGAGAAGAAUUCUAUCACUACCAGAAGUUAUUUGUUAGUCAAGUUGAUGCAGAACAGUGGUCCGCUGCUUAUGACUCCUGGAACAACAUUCUUGAACUGUUCAACAAAUACGCGAGUGUUGAUGUCUACAACUACCUGCCUCAAGAACCUGAUAGAAGCAACUGGGAUGAAUUCAUUCAAUCAACAUCUACUCGUAAGGCAAUCCACGUUGGAGCUCUGGAAUUUGAUGAAGAGUCAAGAGAAGUUUACAACCAUCUGACAGAAGACAUGGUAAAAUCCGUUAAACCUUUGGUAGAAACACUUCUGGAGCAUUACCCCAUUGUCUUCUAUGUGGGGCAAGUGGACGUGAUAUGUGGAUACCCUAUGGUGGUCAACUUUCUGAGAUCUCUAGACUGGAGUGGUCAACAACACUAUUUGAACACAAAAAGAAGCAAAUGGUUUGUGGGGAAAGACGUAGCAGGCUACAUAAAGGGGACGCGUCGUCUGUACGAUGUACUGGUUAGGGAUGCUGGUCACAUGGUCCCCUCAGACCAGCCACUCUGGGCCUUUGCAUUGGUCAAUGCAUUCACAGCCAACCCUGGGGCUCUUUCUCUACCUUCCUCUCCUUUCAACAACGACACCAACGACAUUGUGGAGUAAAAGAUAAAUUAAUAAACAUGUGAAGAGACAACAACCAAAUUCCCUUUAUAUUUUGUGGAGUUGAAGUGAAAAAUGUAUCUUAAGGAGGUGAAAAAAUAUAUUCAUGAUUUAAUUAUGUAAUGUGUAAUUUAAAAAAAGUAAAAUAUUGUUUUACUUUUUAAACAAUGCUGUUGAGUAAU